Molecule: messenger RNA, 2688 nt
Organism: Coffea arabica (coffee)
Lineage: Eukaryota; Viridiplantae; Streptophyta; Magnoliopsida; Gentianales; Rubiaceae
Source: RefSeq, a predicted model, not a curated record
AUGGCUAAUGCACGAAUAUUAAGGGAGUUGGCUGCUCCUGAUUUGACUCAGCAGCCUUUAUGCAUUACUUUCCCGAGUUUGGGUGAUAACACUUCGUUCGAAUUGAAAUCAGGUCUAAUUCAUCUUUUACCUUCUUUUCAUGGCUUACCAGGUGAGGAGCCGUAUAAGCAUCUGCAGGAGUUUGAUGUCAUGUGCAAUAGUAUGAAACCUCCGGGAAUCACAGAAGAGCAGAUAAAAAUGAGGGCGUUCCCCUUCUCCUUGAAAGAUUCUACGAAGGACUGGCUGUACUACCUGUCGCCAGGCAGCAUCACCACGUGGGACCAAUUGAAGAAAAAAUUUUUAGAUAAAUAUUUUCCUGCGUCCAGGGCUGCAAGUCUGAGGAAAGAAAUUUGCAGGAUCAAGCAGCAUCCAGGGGAGUCAUUUUAUGAGUAUUGCGAACGGUAUAAGAACUUGUUGCGCAGGUGCCCCCAACACCAAAUAAGUGAGCAGUUGGUCAUACAGUAUUUUUAUGAGGGGCUCCUUUUCGGGGACAGGAGCAUAAUUGAUGCUGCAAGUGGAGGGGCACUGGUAAACAAAACCCCUCAAGAAGCACGGGACCUAAUAGAGGGGAUGGCAGAAAAUUCACAACAAUUCGGUACGAGAGAGGAUGUUCCAAUACGCAGGGUGAAUGAGGUAGAGACACCCUCUAUGCAGCAGCAGCUAGCUGAGUUGACCGCGUUUGUUAGACAACAGGCUGUGAGAAAUGCAUCACAAGCCAGGGUGUGCGGAAUUUGCACUGGCAUGGGUCAUUCUGCAGACAUGUGCCCAAUGAUUCAAGAAGAAACUGCAGAACAGGUGAACAUGGCUGACCACGCGCCCGCGCCAAGGAAGCAGUACGACCCUUACUCAAGCACCUACAACCCCGGGUGGAGAGACCAUUCCAUCCUCAGUUAUGGAGGGAAUAGGCAACCCAACUUUACGCCGAACAGGCAGUCUAAUUUCGUGCCAAAUAAACCACCGGGGUACCAGCAGCAAUACCAACCCCGACCGCCUCCGGCCCCAAGCUCUGGUUCAUCUUUGGAAGAGAUGAUGAAACAAAUGAUGACAACCAUGGCGCAAAAUCAGCAAAGGACGGAGGCAACCAUUAUGCAACAUCAGCAAAGGACGGACUCCGAAAUGCAGGACAUAAGGAAUCAGAUAAGUCAAAUGGCCACAACAAUCAACCGCUUGGAUGCCCAAAAUCAAGGUAAAUUGCCAUCUCAACCUGAGUUGAACCCGAAGAAUGUGAGCGCCAUGACCUUGAGGAGUGGCAAGGAAGUUCAAGGGCCUGAGCCUGUGAUCCCCAAGGACAAGGAUGAAGAGAAGAUCGAAAAUGAGCUUGAAAGGGAGGACAGCAAUGGUGCAGAUCUAAAGGUACUUCCUGACCCAGUAAUUACAGCUAAAACUAACCCGCCUCCUUUUCCUAGCAGGUUGGAAAAAUCAAAGAAACAUGAUAAGGAGAAGAAGAUCUUGGAGGUUUUUCGCAAGGUUGAGAUAAAUAUCCCCCUCUUAGACGCAAUCAAACAAGUACCGAAAUAUGCCAAGUUCCUAAGGGACUUGUGUGUCAACCGAAGGCGGUUGAGGGGAGAUGAACGGGUUAUUGUUGGGGAGAAUGUGUCAGCAGUUCUACAGAGAAAGCUCCCGUCAAAGUGCGGUGACCCAGGUAUGUUUACUAUUCCCUGUAGGAUAGGUAAUACUGUGAUCAGAAGGGCCAUGUUGGAUCUGGGAGCAUCAAUUAAUGUCAUGCCUAAAUCUAUCUAUACUUCUCUAAAAUUAGGUCCAUUAAAAGAAACUGGAAUAAUCAUUCAAUUAGCUAACCGAACUAAUGCAUAUCCUGAUGGGUUGGUUGAAAAUGUGUUGGUAAAAGUUAAUGAUUUGGUGUUUCCAGCUGAUUUUUAUGUACUUGAUAUGGAUGAUGAUCACUCCCCUGAUCCCUCACCUCUGUUAUUGGGUAGACCCUUUAUGAGCACAGCACAGACGAAAAUUGAUGUUAAUAAGGGUAUCUUGUCCAUGGAGUUUGAUGGGGAAAUUGUGCAUUUCAAUAUCUUUGAUACUAUGAAAUAUCUCUCAAACUCCAACUUUAGCUCAGUUUUCUCUGUGAGUGCUAUUGAUCCUGUAGUGCAGGAAGUGUUUGAAACUGAUGGCAAGGAUGCGUUGGAGGUGGCUUUGACCAGGCACCUCGAAUUGGAGACAACUCCUGAGGUGGAGUGGAGCGAGGAUCUAAAAUGCACAAUAGGCACCUGUACUGGAGUUGAAACCUCUACCAGUGCACCUGAAUACGCAUAUCUGGGUGAUAAUGAGACACUCCCGGUGAUUAUCUCAUCGGCACUGUCAAAAAUCCAGGAGGAGAAACUGAUCCGGGUCCUUAGAGAGCAUAAAGAGGCGAUAGGUUGGACAAUUGUAGACAUUAAGGGGAUCAGCCCGGCCAUCUGUAUGCACCGGAUUAGAUUGGAAGAGGAUGCUAAACCUGCUCGGCAGGCCCAAAGGAGGCUCAACCCCCUCAUGAUGGAAGUUGUAAAGAAAGAAAUUUUAAAAUUGCUAGAUGUGGGGAUUAUUUUUGCAAUAUCAGAUAGCCCUUGGGAGGAGGCAGCAAGGGAUGCUUGUGUUGUUUAUAGGUUAAAUGUGAUGACACUGAUGAGCAAAAGGAUCUGGACACCCAUGUUGGCUUAA